This is a messenger RNA of Aspergillus melleus, 375 nucleotides long. RefSeq lists its product as uncharacterized. The record is from RefSeq and is a predicted model, not a curated record. The transcript is spliced from 2 exons. Bases 1 to 375 code for a protein of 124 amino acids. NCBI's taxonomy places the organism in Eukaryota, Fungi, Ascomycota, Eurotiomycetes, Eurotiales, Aspergillaceae.
AUGCAAACGCAGCUCAUCCUUGAAGAGGACGUCAUUGACCUCGCGUCCACGGACGGAGAGACAGAGUCGGUAUAUACUGAGACGGAGUCGGAUAGGGGCUUCAUCGCAUCAGAUGACGAUUUUCCGGAAAUAGCGGACGACCAGACGUGGCAACCGUCGGAUGUAGAUGACCGAAUCUCGACCACUUCCGACGAGGAUGACAUCGCCAAUCUAAAAAGUAUGGAAAGAGACGGUCAUAUCACUGUACUCGAUGAGCGCGAUUAUAUCAUGGUAGAUGGGCAGAAAGAGACGCAGCUUUUGAUCCGAUUCUGGGUCAAAGACAGCAUUGUGGGAGACAUCUUUAACAUCAUCAACUCUUCUGGCAGAGCCACCUAG